UCAGUUUACAAGGAAAAGUUUUGCUUUAGCACAUGCCUAAAAUUCAGAAUUGUCAUACACAUAACAUAUUUCCUGGCAGACAUUAGUCUAACAAAUUGUUUUAGAUCGAUACCUUGGCCAGGAGGAUUAUCAUAGAGCUGAAUGCAGAUCGACAUGUAUCUAUUCAGCUGUCUCUCGCGUUUCUUGUUCUUCGUGUAUGGCACUUUGGGACCAGCAUGGCACACCUAUAAGACGCUCAACAGCGGCGAUGAGGAGUUUCUGGCCUGGGCAAAGUACUGGAUAGUCUACGCAUUCCUGGUCACCGCCGAGGUGCUGGCCGACACCUUUCUGUCGUGGCUGCCGCUCUACAUGCCCACCAAAUUCCUCCUGGUCCUGUGGAUCGUCCUGACCGCACCGGGGGCCAAUGUCUGGAUCUUCGAUGCCAUCCUUCGUCCGGUGCUGGCCAAGCGCCAGGAGCAGAUCGAUCACUUCCUGCACCGGGGCAAGGACAAGCUCCUGAGCGACGUCUUCGUCUCGAUGUCGCAGUUGUUAGUUCGCAGUCGGACCGUUGUGCUGCCUUUUAUGUCCCAGCUUUGGUCAAAAUCAAGGCCUUCACUCCUGGGCGCUGAGAAUUUCAAUGACUUGGUGGACGCUUCUGGAGUUAGGGCAUCGGAGGAUGCAGACUCGGCUUCCACUUCGGUCCGCACAUCAGCCCAAAAUCUGUCCAGUUACUCCAGUCCCGUUGGCAGCUUAAUGAUCGUCAACGAUGAUUUCGAAGAGACUCAGGUGGGCGUUUCAAGGGCCACCACCGAUCUGCACUCUGAACAAUCCCUAAGCGACGUGGCCAAGAACAACAUAGUGUCACUGGAGUCAUCCGGUAUCCUUAAUCGCCGUGUCCAGCGCAAGUCCAGGAUUUCCAAGACGUCUACCGAUGAGCCUACCACCGCCUUUUCCUCGAAAACAAACCUGACCGGUCAGAAGGACGAGCUCUAUGACGAUGUUGGGGAUCUGCUGGCCAAGUCGGUAAUCGAGGCUACAUGCCAGGAAACCCGUCAACAUCUUCAACCCGUCAAUCGUCGACGGUUGACUCUCCCUAAUUCAACAAAAUAGUACAUCUUAUUGAUCGAAAAGCCCCAAAUGAGGGUUUAAUUACUGAGUUAUUGCGAAAUAUAAAUGAAUAGAUUUUUGGUUCUAAGGUAUGAAAGCUCAA
Drosophila rhopaloa is the source of this 1189-nucleotide messenger RNA. Its product is annotated as receptor expression-enhancing protein 2. The record is from RefSeq and is a predicted model, not a curated record. Gene Ontology annotation, molecular function: microtubule binding. Gene Ontology annotation, cellular component: endoplasmic reticulum tubular network; endoplasmic reticulum membrane; cytoplasmic microtubule. The transcript has a single exon. Lineage: Eukaryota; Metazoa; Arthropoda; Insecta; Diptera; Drosophilidae. Bases 142 to 1089 code for a protein of 315 amino acids. Gene Ontology annotation, biological process: endoplasmic reticulum tubular network organization.